GUGGUGACCGUCUGCGGCUGAGCUGUGCUGCGCUGCGCGGCGAAGUGGGAGUGUCUGCUGCUGGUCUGCAGGGAGGACACCUACUGAGACCUCAAACCCUGGCUCCAGUGCCAUGUGAUAACCAGUCGUUCUGCUCAGUGGUGGGGGCAGUCUUUGCCGAGCCGGAAUGUGUGUGCUGUUUUAGGAACCAGUCACCUUCGAGGAUGUGGCCGUGGAGUUCGUCCAGGAGUGGGCGUUGCUGGACAGUGCGCGGAGGAACCUGUGCAGAUACGGGAUGCUGGACAGGUGCAGGAGCCUGGCCUCCAGGGCCUGGGAAUCUCAACUUAAACCCAAAGAGUUGCCUUCUAUGCGGGAUAUUUUGGAAGAAGCAUCCUCCAGGGACAUGCAAAUGGGGCCAGAGCUGUUCCUGAGGAUGCAGCUGGUGCCGCCCAUGGAAGAGAGGGAGACACCAUCAACUCAAGAGGACUGGCCAGCUCUCCAGGAGCCACCUUGGUCUCCAGGAUGCAUGGGACCAAAGGCUGCCGUGCAGAUUCAAAGGACGGUGAUGCCAGUGCCCACGCUGGGCCACCCUGACCUGUGGGUGGCUGGGAAUUCUGCUGUGUCCCCAGAGGACCCUGCCUGGGUUCCGGAGGACAGAGUAGAGGAAGAAGCCAUGGCUUCUGGGUUGCCAACUGCCUGUUCACAGGAACCAGUCACCUUUGCAGAUGUGGCUGUGGUGUUCACCCCAGAAGAAUGGGUGUUUCUGGACUCUACUCAGAGGAGCCUGUAUAGAGAUGUGAUGCUGGAGAACUACCGGAACCUGGCCUCUGUGGGUGAUCAACUGUGCAAACCCAAUGCAUUAUCUUAUUUGGAGCAAAGAGGAGAGCAGUGGACCACUGAGAGGGGAGUUAUCUCAGACACCUGUCCAGAACCUCAACUGCAGCCCCAAGAGGCAAUUCCCAGCCAAGAUACUUUUACGGAGAUUCUGUCCAUUGGCAUGAAAGGGGAGCAACCUGAGCCUGGAGAAAAACUCUAUAAAUAUAAUGUACUUGAGAAACCUUUUAACAGCAUUGAACCACUUUUCCAGUACCAGAGAAUUCAUGCUGGAGAGGCCUCCUAUGAAUGUCAAGAGAGUAGAAAUUCCUUCUUCCAGAGUGCUCACCUAAUUGUGCCCGAGAAAAUCCGUAGUGGGGAUAAAACCUAUGCAUGUAACAAAUGUGAAAAAUCCUUCAGAUACAGCUCUGACCUUAUCAGGCAUGAGAAGACUCAUACUGCAGAGAAGUGCUUUGACUGUCAAGAAUGUGGGCAAGCCUUCAAAUAUUCCUCAAAUCUUCGGCGACACAUGAGAACUCAUACCGGAGAGAAGCCAUUUGAAUGUAGUCAGUGUGGGAAAACCUUCACGAGGAACUUUAACCUGAUUUUGCACCAGAGAAACCACACAGGAGAGAGGCCCUAUGAGUGUAAAGAUUGUGGGAAAGCCUUCAAUCAGCCAUCAUCCCUUAGGAGCCACGUAAGAACUCACACUGGAGAGAAGCCCUUUGAAUGCAGCCAGUGUGGGAAAGCAUUCAGGGAACACUCUUCACUGAAGACACAUCUGCGAACCCAUACCAGAGAGAAACCAUAUGAGUGCAACCAGUGUGGCAAGCCCUUCCGGACGAGCACUCAUCUGAAUGUGCACAAGAGGAUACACACAGGGGAGAAACUGUACGAGUGCGGGACUUGCGGUCAGGUCUUGAGUCGUCUCUCAACUCUGAAGAGUCACAUGCGAACUCACACUGGAGAGAAGCCCUAUGUGUGCCAGGAAUGUGGGCGAGCCUUCAGUGAGCCCUCAUCCCUCAGGAAACAUGCAAGGACUCACAGUGGCAAGAAGCCCUAUGCAUGCCAGGAAUGCGGGCGAGCCUUUGGUCAGUCUUCACACCUUAUUGUACAUGUGAGAACACACAGUGCCGGGAGACCCUAUCAAUGUAGUCAGUGUGAGAAAGCCUUCAGGCACAGCUCCUCACUCACUGUACACAAAAGAACCCACAUGGGAAGAGAGAACAUCAGGAGUGGCAGCCUGCCUUUAUCCAUGUCUCAUCCAUACUGUGGGCCCCUUGCUAAUUAACUUCCAUUUUGUAAAAAUAUAAACAUAUGGGGCUAUGACUUUCCAUCAUAAUACUCCUUUAGCUGCAUCCCAUGUUUUAAUACAUAAUAUUUUCAUUUUGGUUUAAUUUUAAGUAUUGUCUUAACCUCCAUUAUCAUUUAUUGUCUGAUCCAUCUAUUAUUUGGAAUUAGAUUUUUCAAAACAUAAUACAUGGAUAUAUUUUCAUAGAGGUAUAAUGACUUACAGUGAAAUGCAUACAUCUUAAGUGUACAGUUGGAUGAACUUGACAGAUGCAUACAUGCAUGUAACCAACACCCCAUUCCAGAUAUUGAAUGUCAUUCUGGAAGGUUCCUGCAGGUUAUAUGGCUAUUUCUUAGUUGCUGGUUUUUUGUUGGUUUCUAAUUUAAUUACAUGGUGAG
Messenger RNA from Saimiri boliviensis boliviensis (Bolivian squirrel monkey), 2481 nucleotides. The record is from RefSeq and is a predicted model, not a curated record. Lineage: Eukaryota; Metazoa; Chordata; Mammalia; Primates; Cebidae.